UCAUAGAAAAACACCAACAAAAGCCAGAGUUUCUUGCCUUUUUCUUUCUCUCUCUCACACACAAAUCACUGUGUUGACGCUCCAAUUAAUGGCAGAAGAUAAGCAUCAGCCUGAAAUCGAGCCCGAGAUGGACGUAGAUGAAGGAGGAGAAGACGAAGACGCAGAUGAUGAAGUUUUUUACGAGAGAAUUGAAGCCCCAAAGUUCGUAGAUUUCUCAACUCCCGACCACUACCGCCCUGAUGAUCGUUACUGGUUCUGUCUCCGUGUUGGCUGCGACCAGAAACAUGAAGAAGAAAUGGACUCAGAGAAAAUCUACAAGGAUUUCAUCCUCCGAGUAAUGGCUGCUAGAAGCCCCAAUGUUAGACUUCAGAAAGCACUAAGCAGACAUGCUGCAGGCAAGAACUUAAAGUGCCCACUUACAGUGCCAGCAAAAUCUUCCAAGUCUAGACUGUCAAAGUUAGCUGCUGUUUCAACCAUUUCUCGUAAAUUGAUUGAAGACAAAGAGAAGACCAGUUCUCAUAAAUUGAUUGAAGAUAAAGAGAAGGCUGGUCAUCCAUCAAAGUCAACUGCCACUCCAAAAAUAAGAGGAAGACAAGUUGCUGCCAAGUAUCUAACAACCCCAAGGAACAAAAAAUGCCUUCCAAACCCAAAUUCCUUUCAUAGUGUGCAAAAUCCAAAGCCUGCCCUUGAUGUUCCAAAGAAUAAGAUCAUAGCUAAGGCUUUGGUUUUCCACUCCCCGAAGAAAGCCAUCAGUUUAAAGAAAUCAGUGGAACUGCGAAUUCCCUUAACCAAAUUAUGUCAAGGAAUCAAGAAGCUAGAGAUAACAGAUCAAAAGAAGCGCCUACUGAAGUACUCCGGGAAGUCAAAGGAUACAAAACCUAAUUGCAGAGAUGCUAUGAUGAACAGAAAUCCUCAGAAGGACAAAAGCAAGACCCCCAAGAAUACCGGAAAGUCUCAAACUCGAGUACCAAGGGAAUCCAGACCUUUACACUCAACUAACAUUCAGAACCAAGCUAAAUUGGGUAAGCAGUGCCACUCCAAAAACAUGGCAGAAAAUGAAUGCAGCAAGACAGAAGUUGAUUUAGCGUUGAGAGACGGUAACCAAGAGAUUGCUACUGCUUUAGACAACCAUAAAAAUUCUGCACAGCCAGAAGCUAAUGUCUGCUCAGCUUUACAUUCUACCAAAAAUAUGGAUUUGGCAUCAGCAGAUGCUGUGACGGAAGAAUUGAAAAGUGAUGCUGAUCAAAAAGAUUUGGUGGGAAAUGAUCUCCCACAAAGUCAACUACCAACUGGAGAGGAUCAUAAUGGUACCGAAUUGAAUACUAUGGACCAUUCCAUUUGUUUCCAGACUUCAGAAGGGGAAGGACAUCACCACAGUGAGGGCGUGGACAGUGAUGACAAAGAGAACGUUUCCGUCCCCGAUGAGAACAGAAGUCCCACCAACAAUUUAAACCAGGCUGGACAAAAAGUUCUUGGUGUGCAGAAGAUACAAAAAAUCGUCAAGAAGAAUGCUCAACCAGCAGCCAAGAAUCUUAAGGAAAGUUUGCUUUCCACAAACGCUGGAGUUUCAGGGAUGAAGCCCAAGAAGCCAAAGCCUACAAAUCCUAAACCUUUCAGGCUAAGAACUGAUGAAAGGGGAAUUCUUAGGGAAGCUGACUUACAAAGGAAAAAACAGGGUAAUGUAGAAGAUCCUGACAACGAAAACAGAUGCACCAAAGACAAUCCUGAAGGCAAUGAGAAAGAUUCAAAGGGCUUGCAAAAUGAUUUAUCCAAUGAGAGUGGGAUAAAAAGCAGUAAGACUUCAGACGGGAAAGUGAGAUUGAGGAAAUCCAGUAUAACACCAGAGAGAUCUAAUGCUACACAAUUAAAGACAGCCAAUUUAAGAAAUGCUAAAUCUCCUAUGGUAUCAUGUUUGAGACAAGGUCAGCAACUCACUGUAAUACAAGAAGCAUCAGCUGACAAAUCCAAAGCUAAGGCUUUGACGCCUUCCAGAAUGUUAUCUCAUGGAAGAAGGCCUCUGACAAUUCCAAAGGAGCCACACUUCCACAGCACUCACCGGCCCAAAAGUUGCACAAGAAACUUAGUGGAACAAGUGCCCAUGUAAAAGGAUUUAAUUAAUUCUUGAGUUGUGUGUGUAUGUACUUCAAAUGAUUCAUUUGAGUAGAACAUUAAGUUUUGAGUUAUGUAUGCACAAAAGUUACAGAAGAAACUAGCAUACCCUUGUUAUAACACCCUUGUAAUAUUCAAAGUUAAUUCAAUUAAUUCUUGAGUUGUGAA
Messenger RNA from Solanum tuberosum (potato), 2277 nucleotides. RefSeq lists its product as uncharacterized. The record is from RefSeq and is a predicted model, not a curated record. Bases 89 to 2104 code for a protein of 671 amino acids. NCBI's taxonomy places the organism in Eukaryota, Viridiplantae, Streptophyta, Magnoliopsida, Solanales, Solanaceae. The transcript has 9 exons.